CAUCAAAUCAACAACUUACGUCUCGAAUAUGGUUUACACGGAUCGAGGCAUUUCGAAAAUCUAUGUGAUUGAAUUAAUAACAGUGAUAACAGCAAACGUGAAAUAAUAUAAUCACAGUAUGCAGUAUUUCAGUGAACUACAUUCAAAGUGGCAAGUGGCGCUGAACGAAUGCUAAUAUAAAAAAAAAAUUGUGCGUAAUGAUGAACUUGCUACGAAAGUUUGUGAUAAUUCAAUAUUGCAGUAUAGAUAAACCCUAAGAAAAGGUGUGUUCAAAUAUGCAGUAUCAAUGUUCUAUAAAAGUACAUCCGCUGAGACACUAAUUCUGCUUUAUGAAGAACACGUGGUUGUUGAGUUGUUACAAGGAUGCAGCAUUCAGCACAAGAUACCAGCGGUGAGAAUCGAGAAUCAUCCAUCAGCUGGAUGAUCAGGAAUGGAUCAGAAAAUAAUUCAUCUUUGCCUAUUGACAUGCAGUUCAAUGCUGGACAUCAGUUGCAAAUCAUAGUUUACAGCAUAUUGAUGAUUAUAUCUGCCAUAGGGAACAUCACAGUGCUGACACUCAUUAUAAGGCGGCGCAUUAAAACUCAUUCUCGUAUAGAUAUGAUGCUCACUCAUUUGGCAAUAGCAGACCUAAUGGUGACAUUCCUAAUGAUGCCACUGGAAAUUGCGUGGGCAUAUACAGUACGAUGGAUGGCGGGCGAUAUAAUGUGUCGAUUGAUGGCAUUUUUCCGUACAUUUGGGCUGUAUUUAUCAAGUUUCGUGCUUGUAUGCAUAUCUGUAGAUAGGUAUUUUGCGGUGCUGCAACCAUUGAAGUUUUCCAAAAGUAGAGGUAGAAUAAUGAUAAUGAUGGCUUGGACAUUAUCAUCCAUAUGUAGUGCCCCUCAGGUAAUAAUAUUCCACGUAGAACCACAUCCUAACGUAACAUGGUAUGAACAGUGCGUAACAUUCAAUACAUUCAAGAACGAAAAGCACCAAAUUGUGUACAAUAUCCUAGUCAUGGUAUUUAUGUAUGCACUACCACUCUCCACUAUCGUAUGUUCUUACGCAUCUAUUUACAUGGAAAUCUUCAGGCGUAGUCGCAUGCCUAAUUCCGAUGGAUUUCGAAGAUCCAGCAUUGAUGUCUUGGGUAGAGCUAAACGCAAAACAUUGAAAAUGACAAUUACCAUAGUCAUGGUUUUUGUAAUCUGCUGGACACCAUAUUAUGUUAUGUCGAUAUGGUAUUGGCUAGAUCGACAGUCAGCAUCUAGUGUUGACCAACGUGUGCAGAAAGGUUUAUUUCUUUUUGCUUGUACAAACAGUUGCAUGAACCCUAUAGUGUAUGGUGUGUACAACGUUAAAUUACGCAGGGAUCGAAAAUCGGGUGCCGGGAAAUCGGACCAAUCAUCUAUCAUGUUGAGACACGCUACAAAGUAGUACUCAGCACAUAUAAGUAGCUAAUUAGCAGAUGUAAUGUGAUCAAUAUUCUUUGUGGAAAUAGAAAAACGAAGUGUAAAAUAAACAAAA
Messenger RNA from Toxorhynchites rutilus septentrionalis, 1500 nucleotides. It is a transcript of the gene AkhR, whose product is annotated as adipokinetic hormone/corazonin-related peptide receptor variant I. Bases 364 to 1410 code for a protein of 348 amino acids. Gene Ontology annotation, molecular function: vasopressin receptor activity; peptide binding; adipokinetic hormone receptor activity. Gene Ontology annotation, cellular component: membrane. Gene Ontology annotation, biological process: G protein-coupled receptor signaling pathway. Lineage: Eukaryota; Metazoa; Arthropoda; Insecta; Diptera; Culicidae. The transcript is spliced from 9 exons. The record is from RefSeq and is a predicted model, not a curated record.